Messenger RNA from Saccharomyces mikatae IFO 1815, 1236 nucleotides. RefSeq names its product Btn2p (gene BTN2). The record is from RefSeq and is a predicted model, not a curated record. Lineage: Eukaryota; Fungi; Ascomycota; Saccharomycetes; Saccharomycetales; Saccharomycetaceae. The coding region runs from base 1 to 1236 and encodes 411 amino acids. The transcript has a single exon.
AUGUUUUCCGUAUUUAACUCACCAUGUAUCUUUGAGCAAAUGCCAUCCUUUAGUCAGCCAACUAGUGCUCAUUAUUUUGAUCGCAGUUCUCCAAUGAGCUAUUCUCCAGGAUUUAAAAGAAGAAAAGCUGUAAAAGCUAAAUCAGCGCCAUAUAAAAGAAAUGAUAGAAAUGAUUCACAAACUUUGAAAUAUGAACUUGAAGAAACACCUACUGGUUGCACAUUAAGCCUUUAUAAGCAUAUUUCCUCUGACCUUAUCUCAAAGUAUGUUAACGAAAAAUUGGAUGAACUAAGGGAGAGUCAUUAUAGACCAACUUACCAUGUUGUUCAAGAUUACUUUGGAAAUCAAUAUUACGUUGAAGAUGAAGCCGACGAUAAUACUUUAUUAAGAUCUGCAUUGGAAGACCUUGAUUUCAAAACUUUGGGAAAGAAAAUUGCAAGGGACUUGUUUCAAGACUACGAGAUAGAAUUGAACCAUAGAGGUGAUGAGUUAAACAUAUUAAGCAAAAAAGAUAAUAUCUUAAAAGAUUUCUAUCUAGAUCAAGUAUUCGAAGAUGUUUUUGUAAUAAGUUGUGGGGUUAAUAACUUAGAUGAUGACUUCAAAGAAAAAUAUGCUCUAUUGAAGAUUGGCUUAGUUAAGCAUGAAAAAGAAGAUGUUGCAUUUAAAGCUAGCCAACCAAAGGUGUCAGUUACUGAAUUCGCAAAAGAACAGCCUCAGGUUGACAAUAACAACACGUCCGAAUCUUCUUCGGAAGAGGAAAUGGUGGAAACAAAAGAAUCGUUGACUAAAGAAGAUCAAAUCAAAAAGUGGAUCGAAGAGGAAAGGUUGAUGCAGGAAGAAACCAGGAAAUCAAUGGAGAAAAAACUUGCAAAGGAAACAGAAGAAAGGCAAAAGAAAGAAAGACAAAGCAAGUUAAAAGCAAGAAAAGAAUCUCUAAUGCAAAAACAAAAAUCCAAGAAGCUAGAAGCCAAAAAAAUGCAAAACUCUAGUCCCUUAACUACUUUAAAGAUUGAGGCCAGUAACCAAGAAAAUACUGCCAAAGCUGAUUUUACAGAAAGUGAUGAUGAAAGUAUAAACAGCGAGUCAGACACGAAUUCAUAUUUCUCUUUGUCAAAUAAUACAUUAAAAAAGCAUGCGUCUCCUAUAUUGGAGGAUGUUGAGGAUGAAGAAGUUGAUAGAUACAAUGAAUCAUUAAGCAGAUCCCCCAGAGGAAACUCUAUUAUUGAGGAUAUGUAA